Molecule: messenger RNA, 1259 nt
Organism: Pelagomonas calceolata
Lineage: Eukaryota; Pelagophyceae; Pelagomonadales; Pelagomonadaceae
Source: the annotation of a GenBank genome assembly
UCGCAACUCGCAGCGCCGCGAAGGGCAGCCGCAAAGGAGCACGAAGAGCCAUGGCCGACGCGGAAGCGGCACCGGAGGAGGCCGACCCCAGCCGGCCCGCGACGGCCCAGGGCAGCCAGGAAGGCAGCCGGCCCGCGACGGCCCAGGAAUCAGCCCAGGGCUCAGCCCAGGGCAGCCGGCCCGAGACCGCCGAGGCCGCGCCGGACCUAGACCAGGAGCCGGAGCCCCAGCGCACAAGGUUCGCGUUAACGGGCUUCGAGGGUGAAAAUCCAGAGAGUUUAGUGUCGAUCGACGACCUCAUCAGCUUCGUCUUCCCGGCGGACCUCUACCACCCGCUGUCCACUGGAAGAUUGUACGCAUUUGGGUUCUAUGGACCGUUAGACCGACAGCAGCAGUUACGAAGUGGCCCGAAGGGCCAGCAUGUUUUGGGGAGGUGGGAAUUAGACGCGAUGUGCCACCAGUUUGAAAGGGAGGACUGCCUGCAGGUUUACGUCUCAGAAGGGAGGGCCCUAUGCACGUUGAGUGAGGAGCAGCAGAACGAAUUGAUAAGUCAAGCUGACGCGCGUAUGAAGUCGAAGCGGGGCAAGGGCCUCAUGCCGCAGUUGUCAAAAGAUGAGGUCAGGGACAUCUUUGAAGGGGUGGAGACGUCGCCGGACGGGACCAUGCGCUUCCACGAGAUGCAGCAGCGCGUGUUGGCCUUUCGCGAGGACCGCAUUAAAAAGAUGCGCGUCAUGUAUCCCUUAGUUGCGAGGAAGCCUCUUAGAGUGGGCUUCGGCGGUUCUCAAACAGCUUCGCGCAAGUCGCUGACCUCGACAAAACGCUCUAGAAGGACGACGGCCAAGGUCUCGCCGGCCGUGGCGCCACCCACGAUGUUCCAGAAGGACAAAGGUUUAAGGAAUAGCGACGUCGCGACGCGCAUCAACCGCAUGCUCUGCACGCGCGCGUACAAGAUCUGCGACAUCGGCGACAACACGCCGGAACUCACACAGAACGUCGCGCUCAUUAGGGAAGAUGACAAAGAUAGGGAGCUCGGCGAGGGGCCCUGGUCGUGUCUGAGCAAGCGGCCGUCCCAAGAAAAAUACAAGCGCGAGAUGCUCUGCGUGUUGAGAGAUCGGGCGCGCGCGCAGAUCCCGCAGCGGCCGUGGGAGCCGACGCGGGGGAGCUAAGUUGCUACGAUGUCGAUUCCAGUGCGCCGCGGCGACGGCGUGGCGGGUGGAGUAGGACUCGUCGGAGGAGCCUCGCCUCGGGGGGACCGCGCG